Molecule: messenger RNA, 1242 nt
Organism: Pneumocystis carinii B80
Lineage: Eukaryota; Fungi; Ascomycota; Pneumocystomycetes; Pneumocystales; Pneumocystaceae
Exons: 5
Coding region: 1-1242 (413 amino acids)
Molecular function (GO): histone deacetylase activity
Source: RefSeq, a predicted model, not a curated record
AUGUUAAAUAAUACAGAGACGUUUUCAACAAAGUCUUUGGAAAAGCCUCAAAUUAUUUUUAAGACAGGCCGGCCAAAAUUGAGAGGAGAAGGCCACCCAAUGAAGCCCCAUCGACUUACUUUAACAAAUCAUCUUGUUCUUGGUUAUGGUUUGCAUAAGUAUAUGAACAUUUAUCGUCCACGAAGAGCUACUGAUGAAGAACUGGAGCAAUUCCAUUCUUCAGAAUACAUUGAUUUUUUAAAGAGAGUAACACCAGAAAAUGCAUCAACUUUUUCAGAUAUUUCUAUGAAAUUCAAUAUGGGCCAAGAUUGCCCUAUUUUUGACGGCGUUUAUGAUUUUUGUAGUAUUUAUGCAGGUGCAAGCCUAGACGCUGCACGAAAGUUAAGUCAAAAUCAAACAGAUAUCGCAAUUAAUUGGAGCGGAGGUUUACAUCAUGCGAAAAAAUUCGAAGCUAGCGGAUUUUGCUAUGUAAAUGAUAUUGUUUUGGCGAUUUUAUCUCUAUUAAGAUAUCAUCCUCGAGUAUUAUAUAUUGAUAUUGAUAUUCAUCACGGAGAUGGCGUACAAGAAGCAUUUUAUUUGACCGAUAGAGUUAUGACAGUAUCUUUUCAUAAAUAUAAUGCAAACGUUGUAUCACCUGAUAAAAGCUUUUUUCCUGGAACAGGAUAUUAUAAUGAAAUAGGCUCAGGAAAGGGCAAAUAUUAUUCACUUAAUAUACCACUAAGAGAUGGGAUUGAUGAUCAAAGCUAUGUAAUGCUUUUUCGUGCAAUAUUAGAGCCAGUAAUAAAUUCGUAUCGACCAACAGCGGUUGUCCUACAGUGUGGGGCAGACUCUUUAGGGUGUGAUCGUUUAGGCCAAUUUAAUUUAAGUAUUAGAGGGCAUGGACAAUGUGUAGAAUUCAUUAAAUCAUUCGGUUUACCUUUACUCGUAUUAGGCGGUGGUGGAUAUACAAUACGAAACGUUGCACGAUGUUGGGCUUAUGAAACAGGAAUUUGUCUAGACGCAGAGCUUCCGGAUACUUUACCAUCUGAAACUCCAUAUAUUGAUUAUUUUGCACCUGAUUAUACACUUCAUCCAAAAAUUACUAGUCGAGUUGAAAACAAAAACAAUCGAAAAUAUUUAGAAAAUUUACGAAUGCAUACAAUUGAACAGCUUCGUUAUCUUAACAGCGCUCCUUCAGUUAUGAUGCAAGAAAUUCCUAACUCACUAUUCACUGAAGACGGAGAUAUUAAUACUAAUCAUUAA